Molecule: messenger RNA, 1733 nt
Organism: Phaeodactylum tricornutum CCAP 1055/1
Lineage: Eukaryota; Bacillariophyta; Bacillariophyceae; Surirellales; Neidiaceae
Exons: 1
Coding region: 118-1542 (474 amino acids)
Source: RefSeq, a predicted model, not a curated record
CAAGAAAGGAAUGGCACCCCACGGCCCUUUCUCCUGUACUACUCUCUAGCUAGAAACGUCCCCAACACUGCUUCGUAUAUACCAAAGUUCGCUACAGUUACAGGCGUUUGCCACAGCAUGGUAAAGGCAAAAAAGAGUAAAAAAUCCAAGCCCCGAAAAGAGGCGGCUUCCAACAACGGUACAGUGGUCUACACUCCCAGUAGCAGUCACGUCUCCGCUGUAUCCGGUUCCUACAAGGGCACCAAGGAAGACCUCGAUGCACUCGAUUGGUUGCGGAACGUCGAAAACCGCCGGAGUCAGGGCGAGCCAGUUUUGCAGCUCGAGUAUCAGGAAGACGAUGUGCUGAUGACGACACUGCAGGACUUUUUGGAAACGUCGGCGGCGACGCACGAAGUGAUUGACGAAAUAUAUCAAAUUUGGCAGCAGACCGUCCUAUCGACCUUGCUUGCCAGCUCGGCUUUGUGGAAACAGGAAACCGUGCAAGCGAAUGAUCAGCGCGUACUGAAAGAUUGUUUGAAAACGGCGAGGUAUAAAAUUAACUUUGCACUGCAUCACGUCCUGGGAGCGAUUCUGACGUCGCCGGAACCCAAAUGGAAACGCCUACAGCCCUACGUGAUUGAUGUGUGUUGGCAAACGCUGGCGUUGUUACCACGACUGGCCGAGUCGGUACCACAUCAUCCCACGGAUCUGAGAUCUAACAUUCUGCACUUUGAGGGCAAAGAAUUCCUAGCAUCGGUCGCCUGUGAAACCUGGGACACAUUGUACGACUUCGACAUUUCCUUAGAUCCGACCCGAUUCGUACCCAUUCUACGUAAACUCGCCAUGUUGGACAUUUUAGACAAGGACUGGAACAUGCUCGGUGGGUGGGAGGACAUACUGAAAGGGUUGGAGGCGAAAUGUUUCCACGGAUCGGUGCUGCGGUUACCCUGCGAUAGUGUUCUGCACGAGCACACGACGUUGUUGCGGAACGCCCGCAACUCAAUGCAGUGCAAAUUCUUUUCCGUCCGCUUCAUGCGGUAUACCGAAGACCAGGCACCACAGCGGUGGCGAUACUUUCCCAAAUGCGCCGCCCCGGCCUGUGCGCACGUGGAAACGCCCGAAUCGCCCCAUCCGCACCGGUGUGAAAGCUGUUGGUAUUUUCAUUACUGCAGUCCGGCCUGUCAGGAAUACUGCGACGUGGUCCUGGGUCUGCAUCCAAAAUUCUGCCGUGAUACACCGGCUAAUAAGGCGGCAUCGUGUCAGCGUGAGACCGAGGCGUAUUUGGGAUGGAGCGAUCCCCAAUCCGGACAACCACUGGUGUGUCACGCCUGCGGAGUGGUACAAGAAGAGGUCAGUGGUGCCGACAGCCUCGUGGAUGCACAGUACGCCAUCGUGAGCAAUGGAAUACCGACAUCCAGUAUGAAGAGGUGUUCCAAGUGUCAAAAGGUGUAUUAUUGCAGUCGACAGUGCCAAGAAUGGGAUUGGCGUGUUGGGGGGCACAAGCGAGUUUGUCUCUUUGAGGCUGCCCAAAAGCAACAGCAGCAAAUAAAAGAGUUGAACUGAAAAGGGAAGCAUGAGAUCAGCAAUGUCGCAAUGGCUCUUACAUCAAAAACGUUCAAAGCUUUUUACUUUUCCAAAGUCUCGUAUUUGGGAGCAAGUUGGAUGCUCCUUUUGGCUAUAGCCGUAGGGAGAGGCCCAGUGAGAUAGCUAGGUUGGUAGUUUCUUGUUUCUAAGAUAGCCGAACGACACUCAUA